AGACACAAGAAAUGCACCGAGAACACCUUCCCUGAAUGCGGAGCUUGCAUCCGCCUCAAUCUCGAAUGUGUGAGAGAGCCCAAGCGUCAAAUUGCCCCUGAUCCGCGGACUCACCCCGGUGAAUCGAGCGCCGCGCCUUCCGUCCGAACAGUGGAUCCAGUGAAUUUCUUCCACGAUUACCACCCUUUUACCAUCCGAGAGACAGAUCGAACAUCUAUGAGGCAGUACGCGAUGAAGUACUACAUCAACAUCAUGACCCAGAUGUUAACAGUCAGCCAGCAGUACAACUCCUUUCUGUCCGAAUUCGUCCCAAUGUCGAUCGUCUCGCCCGCUCUAUCGGGUGCAUUGAUCUCCUGGGCGGCAGGCCAUCUAGCCGCCGCAGCAGACGAGCGCUACCGCAUCACCGCCCUAGAAGCGCGAUCCACCGCCCUGGGCCACCUAGCCCUAGCUCUAUCCACCCCCUCACAGAACGACAAUGUCUGCACCCACGCAGCAACCUGCCUAGUCCUCCUGACUUCGGAGGUAUGUCUCGGUAAUCAGACCGGAUGGUACGCCCAUCUCCUCGGCGCAAAGAGCAUCAUUCUCGCCGCCACCACCACCACCCCGAGUGGAGUCGUCGGCCCUCACGCCCUCAAAUCCACCCCAGAGGGCCAGUGGAUCCUCCGCAAUUUCGCCUAUCACGAUAUCCUGGGCAGUGUCACGCUAGGGACCAAGCCACUGCUGCGCGCGGAUUACCUCCAUGACAUCACGGAGGGAGUGGUCGAUACGUAUCUGGGCGUGGCGGCGGGGAUCCUGCCGCUGAUCGCGGAGAUUAGUUUUCUCGAUUCUCCUCGUCGAGGAGGGGAUAAUGGCACGCAGGCGACGUUGUGCAGUCACGAACUGGACCCGGAAGUAUACUCGUCAUGCACCGACAUUGAGCAGAAACUCCUCGCCUGGCGAUGUCCCAACACCACAAGCACCGCGUCCCCGUCGCUGGUCGCAUUGGCAUACGCCUACCGCAGCGCCGCCGAGAUCUAUCUGUACCGGCGGAUGCGGGGAUUUCUCCCGCGCCACCGCAGCAGCAGCCCAUCAUGGGGCGAUGCUCGCCAGAGGGGCCGACCCGACAACAUGCUCGGUACCAAGAUGGCGGUCGCCGUCGCCGAGACCCUUGCCCACAUCCGGGAAAUCCCCUGGGCCGAACAGGUCGAAUCCGCCCUGCUGUUUCCGCUCUUCCUGGCUGGCGGAGAGGUGACAACGCCCGACGCGAUGGCGGUGAUCCGCCGGCGUCUUGAGCUCAUGUUCGCGCGCCGGCGGUUCGAGAAUAUCGCGCUGGCCCGGGCCAUACUGGAGGAAGUGUGGGAGCGUCGUUUGAGGGAAGCAGAAACUGGUUCGCUGGCAGGAAGCGGGGUGGAUUGGGAAGAGAUCCUCGCCAGACGGGGGGAUCAGCUUCUGUUGACUUGA
Molecule: messenger RNA, 1440 nt
Organism: Aspergillus japonicus CBS 114.51
Lineage: Eukaryota; Fungi; Ascomycota; Eurotiomycetes; Eurotiales; Aspergillaceae
Product: Zn(II)2Cys6 transcription factor
Exons: 2
Biological process (GO): positive regulation of transcription by RNA polymerase II
Cellular component (GO): nucleus
Molecular function (GO): zinc ion binding; DNA-binding transcription factor activity, RNA polymerase II-specific; transcription cis-regulatory region binding
Source: RefSeq, a predicted model, not a curated record